Molecule: messenger RNA, 958 nt
Organism: Rhipicephalus sanguineus (brown dog tick)
Lineage: Eukaryota; Metazoa; Arthropoda; Arachnida; Ixodida; Ixodidae
Product: membrane metallo-endopeptidase-like 1
Exons: 9
Coding region: 64-768 (234 amino acids)
Biological process (GO): protein processing
Cellular component (GO): plasma membrane
Molecular function (GO): metalloendopeptidase activity
Source: RefSeq, a predicted model, not a curated record
CCUCGGCUCCAGCUCAACAGUUCUUUUUUGGAAGUAUAUUACGCCCUAUUGCGGAACAACUGGAUGCGAACGUUGAUGAACCUUGGACAACCAUAUGACAAGGACUCCGUGUGGAGUAGGGGCGCUGCGGUUGUGGCCGCUUAUUACACUCCAACAAACAACGAAAUGGUGUUCCCCGCGGGCAUACUUCAAGCACCCUUCUAUCAACGUGGUCUUCCACGUUCUCUUAACUUUGGGGCCAUGGGUUUUGUGAUCGGACACGAGAUGACUCACGGUUUCGACGACAGAGGAGGCCAGUUUGAUGCGGACGGUGCAUUGAGACAAUGGUGGACCAACGACACCCGCACCAAAUUUAAAGAAAAGGCCCAGUGCUUUAUAUACCAAUACGGAAACAUCACCGACGAAAAGGCCAACAUGACGCUCAACGGGAGGCACACCGUCGGUGAAAACAUCGCCGACAACGGCGGACUCCGUCUGGUCUUCAAGGCAUACGAAAAAGUGCUAGAAGACGAAUGUCGUGGUGAGGACACUAGACUACCAGGCCUGACAAACCUGACCGGAAAGCAGCUAUUCUUCAUCGCAGACGCAAUGAUGUGGUGCAGUUUAAGCACAGUGCAGCGGUUGAAACAACAAAUUCAGUACGACGUGCACAGCCCCGCUCCGUAUAGAGUCAAUAUGCCAAUGAAGAACUUCGAUGAAUUCGCCAAAGCAUUUAAAUGCAACGCAAAUUCUACAAUGAACCCAACUGAAAGAUGCACGUUAUGGUGAAGACAUCGGGACACGAGAGUGAGAUGCGAGAAACCUGCCCCGUUGUGCUACACAACAGCUGACAACACUAUAGCCUGCAGCGAUCAAAUCGCUAAAUAUAGAGUUAACACGACUUUUCACGUUGUAAUGCUCUAUCGCCCGAAUGGCACUUCAGUGCAUCUCGUCGACAAUUUAUAAUACAUGUGUCGUA